Messenger RNA from Yamadazyma jaroonii, 948 nucleotides. The record is from the annotation of a GenBank genome assembly. Lineage: Eukaryota; Fungi; Ascomycota; Pichiomycetes; Serinales; Debaryomycetaceae.
AUGAUUAAGAAAAAUUUAGGAAUUGCAACCAAAUUAGUUAGUAAACCACAAUACGACCAAAGUUUCAUCACCCAUCCAUUAUUCCAACAUCCUUCAUUCAAGACCAAUGAAUUGAAAGCUAUUGAGUUCAAUCACCGUCCUACAGUGACGGUUGGAGAUAAAAUUGCUAAUGGAUCAGUACAAUUCUUCCGUUCUUGUUUUGAUUUUGCAACUGGUUAUAAACAUCCAGGUAAGUAUGGCUAUAAUGAGAAGUCAAUCAUGACAGAGAAUAAAUGGUUAACUAGAUGUAUAUUUUUAGAGAGUGUGGCAGGAAUUCCUGGAAUGACAGCAGCAUUUCUAAGACAUUUACAUAGUUUAAGAUUGUUAAAGCGUGACAAAGCUUGGGUUGAAACCCUUUUAGAUGAAGCAUAUAAUGAAAGAAUUCAUCUCUUGACAUUCAUCAAUUUAGGUAAACCUUCAUGGUUCACAAGAAUGUUCAUUUUCCUUGGACAAGGAGUUUUCUGUAACUUAUUCUUCUUCAAUUAUUUAUUUUUCCCUAAAUUUUGCCAUAGAUUCGUUGGUUAUUUAGAAGAGGAAGCUGUUAGUACUUACACCCAUUUCCUUAAAGAGUUAGAUGAGGGCCAUUUACCUAAAUUUAACAACAUGAAAGUACCAUCAAUCGCAAUCCAUUACUAUGAUAAUUUACAUGAAAAUUCCACCAUAAAAGAUUUGAUCUUAAACAUUAGAGCUGAUGAAGCUAAACAUAGAGAAGUCAAUCAUACAUUUGCCAACUUACAUCAAAAGACUGAUAGAAACCCUUACGCGUUAACUUUAGCUGAUGAACAACCAACUAAUGAUUUGAAAUAUCAUAAACCCGAAGGUUGGGAAAGAGAGGAUAUCAUCAUGAAAUCGGAACCUCAGGAAGGAAAUGUAAAGACCAGUGAAAAGGCAAAUGAAAAAGUUUACUGA